Messenger RNA from Formica exsecta, 2867 nucleotides. Its product is annotated as neuronal cell adhesion molecule. The coding region runs from base 339 to 1322 and encodes 327 amino acids. The transcript has 6 exons. The record is from RefSeq and is a predicted model, not a curated record. NCBI's taxonomy places the organism in Eukaryota, Metazoa, Arthropoda, Insecta, Hymenoptera, Formicidae. Gene Ontology annotation, biological process: cell-cell adhesion. Gene Ontology annotation, molecular function: protein binding.
AAAUGAGCGAGGCGCGCCGGACGGGUGACAGGUGACGGGCGACGGGCGGUGUUCCGCGGAGCGUGACGGGUGACAAGCGGUGCGUAGUGUGUAUUGGUGACAUUAUUAGAGUGACAAACGGUGGAAGAACGAACGGCGGACGGACCGCGAUGAUGUUUGACAGCGGUAGCGACCGACGCUAACAAUAAGUGACGCAUCUCCGGCAAUCUCCGGCUGCGAAGAAGAAGCACGCGAGAGCAAUCGAUCGGCGAGAAAUGCGGUCGAGAAGAGUCUCGUAAUACAAAUAACGCUUCACCAGGGAAUCGCGCGCGCUCGCUCGCUCGUCUUAUUAUGGCAGAAUGGAUGAACGCAAAUUGUUGCCGUUGCUGAUACUCUUCCUGGCAAGAUGGCAGGAUAUAGGGGCCGUGGUACCGAUGCGGCACAUUGCCGUGGACGUGGGUAGAGACCUGCAGCUGGCUUGCGCCGACGAAAGCAUUCUUUCGCAUUCCGAAGAAUCGAAUGCGAGAGUGAUGUGGAUAAGAGAAGGACGAGAGGAUGGACAGAUUGAACGGCUGAAGGUCGAGCCAAAUGGCGUGCUGAAGCUAUUGAACGUCAGCGUGGAUGAUGCUGGCAAUUAUUCGUGCACCCUGGACGACGAUCGCGAUGCUGUGAAAGCCAGAAUCAACGUGGAAGUUAGAACACCUCCUCCAGCCCUGCACAAUGUGUGGGUCAAGCCAUCCACGAUAUUGGCUAACAUUCUAUGGGAAGUGGCUGGUACUGGCGGUUACCCUAUCAUAGACUUCACUGCCGAAUAUCGUUUGAAGCCAGUUGCAGGCGAAGAACCGGAAGAGUGGAAGCCCAUUAUUCCAACACACAUUCCUCCAAAUUCUAGACAAAUCGACGUGUAUCAUUUGGUGCCAAACACUACAUACUCAUUUCGAGUGUGGGCAACCAAUCAGUUGGGAAGAGGAGAGAUUGUGGAGGUCGAGGGUCAUACGCAUCACAGCGUAGAAGAAUUGGAACUCGCCCGACAUCUUUUAGCCGGCGUAGAGAAUUUUGAUACGCGUGUCUGGGUGGCAGCCGUAGGUAUUGUGAUGGGCACACUUAUGAUUCUUGGUUUAGGUACUUGUUACCUACUGUAUCGCGAGUGCAAGGCACCCUGUAAGCAUUUCCUAUCUGCGCAGCUGGAGGAGCAGGAGGUGAUUGAACUCGUUCCCAACAUCAUUCUGAAUCCGGGAUUUUUCGACGAGCGCACCGAGCACGUACCGCAAGAUGAGAACUUCAACAAUCAGACGACCACCCGCCUCAAUAACAACAGCGUUGUGCAACCUAGACGGCUUUAGCGUCGUUUUUCGUUUAGCUUAGACUCGCUCCGCUCUAAAGUAAGUAAAUUGGAUGCAGUUUUUCACGUCGUUUCGAACAUAAGCAACCGAAUUUAUCGGAAAGGCCUCGAGUUUGUUUAAAAAAAAAAAAAACAAGAAAAAAAGAAAAAAUAAUGAUCGACGAAGUCGAUACACUAAGAUGCAAGACUAUUUAGCGAUUUAACGGCGAAAGGAGAAUAUGCUGGGAAUUUCGGGUUAUUUCGAGUUCAUCGAUAGCAUCGAGUGUCCCACUAGUUUUCUCGAUCUUCCCGUUACAAUCAGAGAUCGAACGAAAGAACCGGGUUUUUUCUAAAAGGGUUUUCGUAGAGUUUUUGCAAUGCGAUUUUAAGAAUUCUUCUAAGAUAUUCGCAGAAAAUCAUCGUUAUUCUUGAAAAAUGAAGGAUGAAAUUUAAGUAAAUAAGAUUUUUAUAUACAGUGAUGAAAAAAAGUGUAAUUUAGAUCGAUUAUAAAGCUCAUUUUCGAGAACCGGGAGAUAUAUCUUCCUUGCAAAAUAAAUAUUAUGAUUUUAGAUUUAUAGAAACGAAAAAUUUAUUGUGCCGAAACGGAAGAAAUUGAAAAAAAAAUUUUAUUAUUGUUCGAUCCCUGAUGUACGACGCCCAACAAUGAAGUGUUCAAAACCCAGAGUAAGACUUCACAUCAGAUUUCUUUGCGAGAUGAGAUAAUAGAUUUUUUGGAGAUGUUUACUACAGGACGUUCUCUGUCUCUGUCUCUUUCUCUUUCUCUUUUUCUCGCAUAGUUUCUCGACGAGAUAAUGAUUGCUCAUAGUGAUCGAGCUUAAAAGAAGUGGAACUCCUGUGAGCCAAAAGAAUCGUAGUAAGACUGUAACCCUCUAAGGGGGUAUAUAAUUUAAAACAACUCGAAAAGAGAAUCACAAAUCAUAAUAAUCGAUAUUAUCAAAAAAAGAAAGAUAUAUUUUACAAUUGUUUUUACUUUUUCGAAAAUCAUCGCAAUGAGUGAAUAGCACACAUGUGUGAGUAUUAAGAUUUUUUUUUAAUGCUCAUUUAUCGUUUAAGCAAUCGAAUCGUACAUACGGUAUGUAUGAUAUGACAAAUUUACUGCCGUUUUAAGGUGUGCACAAGUCGUUGAAAGUUCCUUUCUAGGAAUCUCCGUGAAAAAUCUCUUCUUUUUUUUGUUUUAUUUAUUAUAAAUAUAUGUGUAGAUAUAUCUCACAUUUUUUUGUCUUUGUAAAUAUGUGCUCGUUAUGUGCUCUCUGUGGAAAAAUCUCGAGAAUUGGAGGGAUAUGGAAGAAUAUCCGUUUUAAUAUCGUAGUAAUAGUAUACAUUGAGAUAUCGUUUAUAUGUUAGAUUUUAUCGAUAUUUUUCACAGUUAGUCUUGAUGCGAUUAUUCGAGGAAUGCGAAUAAUAUUGCUUUGGCACACCUUCGGCACAAACUUGCCUCUGCAUCACUUUAAUAGCUACACUUUAAUAACUACAACUGUGUCUACGACUUACUGGCUAACGCGUUUUGAUUCGCAAAAAUCAAAUUUUCCUAAACAGCGACUAAAAA